AUGGAUCCUGCGUCACGCCCCAGAUCCCCAGCUAAUGACCUCCGCCAUGCGCUCAAGGUCAUGUCCUGUGGUGGAAUGAUCGGCACCGCUAUUCUCUUCCCUCUCGCCAAUGCAGAGGGACUCCCAUUUCGAUUUGUCACGCUCGCUAUAUUCGUCAUUACGGCGCUCGCCUUCCAUGCUCUCCAUCUUCAGCCAUUCGUUAGAUUCGGACCAUUCACGGCGGCCGUGGCCAUCCUGCUUCUAAUCGUCGCAGUGCUGUCAUCCGGGUCAUCGAGAAAGGAGCUUAUACCCUGGCUGCCGCUUUUUAUUGUUGCGUCGAGCCUGAUCACAGUCGCCCUCCACAAAAUGGCACAGCACAUGGCGCCGGGCCGGCUCUCGAUUGCUGCCAAUAGCGAGUGCGAUUUCUCUGGCGUCUCAAUUGGUGAGCGCUCAGAGUUGUCCCUAAGGACUAUUCUCAGCCCGCAGGCGCCCGUGCCCGCGCUCGAGUCCAACCGUUUCAAUCCUUUAUAUUUUGGCCGCUAUGGGCCAUCGUCUAGGACUUCCCAACGGACGACCACAACAGGCACCGGACUGUCGCUGUCUAGUGUUGAAGGUCAAGUCCAACCACAUUGGGACUCCAGCAUACGUCGCUUUUUCGCCCAGGAUACCUCGCCGGGCCAGGCCUGCCCAGAAGAGACUCAUGCUGUGAACAGCCAAGAGCCUGGUGGCGGCUUGGACUCGGACCCAGAUUCUGAUUCGGAGAUUGGGACGGUGGAGUCAAGACGUCCUUUGCUCUAA
This is a messenger RNA of Canariomyces notabilis, 777 nucleotides long. RefSeq lists its product as uncharacterized. The record is from RefSeq and is a predicted model, not a curated record. Bases 1 to 777 code for a protein of 258 amino acids. NCBI's taxonomy places the organism in Eukaryota, Fungi, Ascomycota, Sordariomycetes, Sordariales, Chaetomiaceae. The transcript has 3 exons.